AUGGAGGGUAGCAAAAUUGUAAAACUAUGGGAUGGUGUGCAGGAUCUUAUGAAUUUGAAGAAAAUAAAUCUGGGCUCUUCCCAGUUAAAGGAGUUGCCUGAUUUCUCCAUGGCACAAAAUCUUGAAAUAAUGGAUCUUCGAUAUUGUGGAUGUUUAUGUAGUAUUCAUCCAUCAAUCUUGUCUCUUCCUAAACUUGUUUCUCUGAAUCUAGAGGAGUGCCACAAACUAACAAAUCUUCACGGGGAUAACCAUUUGAAAUCUCUCAAGAAACUCAAGCUGACAGGCUGCUAUGCUCUCGAGAAAUUUUUGUUAUCAUCAGAAGAAAUGAGAAGCUUACGUUUGAAUGCUACCAGGAUAAAAACAUUGAACUUGCCUGUUGGACGAUUCAAUAAACUUGAAGAGCUAUAUCUCGGUGGGCAUCUCAAGAGCUUUCAAGUAAAUGAGCUAAGUUGCUUAACAUCUCUUAAAAUAUUCUCUCUUGAUUGUCUUAGAGGAAGAAUAGACAAAUCAAAAUUAGUCAUUCUGUUUGAUGCCUGGUGUUCAUUAGAAGAAUUGAGGUUGAGAUACUGUGAGGUUUCUGAGAUCCCUGACAAUAUCAGUGCCAUGUCAUUGUUGAAGAUUCUAUCACUACAAGGAAGCAGCGUUAAGAGUUUGCCAGAUAGCAUCAAGCAUCUUUCAGAGCUCAAAGUAAUUGAUUUGGGUGAAUGCAAGAGACUUAGGUCCUUACCAGAACUUCCACCUUCCCUUACUUAUUGUUAUCUCAACAGAUGCCAAUUAUUGGAGACCUUCGUUUUCCCACUAAUGCGAGCAAUACAUAACUCUAGCGAGGUUAGAUUUUGUUAUCCCGGACGCACAAUCCCAAGGGGCUUCAAAUAUUCUCAGACCGCUGAGAGGUCCAUUAGUAUUGAGCUUGCACCAGCUUCUUCUGACCAUUUAUUGGGUUUCGCUACUUGUUGUAUUCUUUCCACAUCGCCAAUCAACUCUUUGACACGAGUUGAGAGAAAAUUUGACUUUGAAGAUGAAAAGAUCCAUUACAGGGGUGACGACAAAAUUAGUUACCUCGAGUAUGGGAGUACAGAUCAUGUUUUGUUAUGGUAUGAUCCAGUGGAUCGCAUGUUGAAGGAAAACCAAAGAAGGCGAUUUGAUGAGCGCGCCGCUUACAAGUUUGCAUGUGAAUUCUUCUUCGUACAUUACUUAGGUUGUCAUGUGGAUGAAAUUAAUAACAGGAUAAAAGGGUGUGGAAUUUGGCCAAUAUAUGCAUCAGAAUUACAGGGGAAAAUGGAAUUAAGGCUGGAGACGAAUGCUAUUACAGGCAGUACCAGCCAGCACCCUAAUGCUAAAGCGGGCCAACAUCAGCCAGCACAUGAUUCCGUUAGGAGAAGCACUCGUGUGCACCAGAGGACAGGGAACUUGACCUCGAUGCCGUACUUUCUGAGAACCAAGAGAGGCCGAAAUGAGCGCACGGCCCCAAAGGAUAACAAAAGAAUUGCUUGA
Messenger RNA from Neltuma alba, 1494 nucleotides. Its product is annotated as disease resistance-like protein DSC1. The coding region runs from base 1 to 1494 and encodes 497 amino acids. The record is from RefSeq and is a predicted model, not a curated record. The transcript has 2 exons. NCBI's taxonomy places the organism in Eukaryota, Viridiplantae, Streptophyta, Magnoliopsida, Fabales, Fabaceae.